This is a messenger RNA of Nicotiana attenuata, 2523 nucleotides long. Its product is annotated as exocyst complex component EXO70B1-like. NCBI's taxonomy places the organism in Eukaryota, Viridiplantae, Streptophyta, Magnoliopsida, Solanales, Solanaceae. The transcript has a single exon. Gene Ontology annotation, biological process: exocytosis. Gene Ontology annotation, molecular function: phosphatidylinositol-4,5-bisphosphate binding. The record is from RefSeq and is a predicted model, not a curated record. Bases 254 to 2251 code for a protein of 665 amino acids. Gene Ontology annotation, cellular component: exocyst.
UCUUCCCAUAAACUAGCACAAUCUCAAAAUUAACCAAAACUUCAUCAAUUCUUCAUUCUCAAUCAAGCUGUGUUCCAUUCCCUUCCUUUCCCUUUUCCCAUUUAGCCACCAUCUCUAGCAAACUGCUUGUUUCAAAAUUCAACAUGUCACAUCUUUUUUCUUGAUUUCUUUCAUUUUGCAUCAAUUAACAUAUUGCUUAUUUAUUCUUACGAACUAUCCUUUUUUUCUCCUUCUUGAGAUCUAUUAUAGCAAAAUGGUGAAGAAUCACUUAGAUAAAAAUGGCAGCUUUACAGGCAGCCCAAAACCACCUCGUUCGGCCACGUCCACUGAGGCGUCAUGCGCUGAUCAACAUUCCAGAAAUAGCAGCCAGGAAGAGUUAGAUCAUUCAUUGAACACUCAUAUUGAAGACAUUAAGAAAUUAUCCGAAGAUAUUGAUCGAUUCGUGGAAUCUCUUUCCAUGUGCCAUGAUAAAUCAAAUCCCCCUCAAGUCCCUGAUUCGGUCGAGACCUUUUCCAAAAUGGUCGAGUCCAGGAUCAAAAAGUAUAACUCUUGCGAAAAUGCCACCAGAUUUUGCAAGAUGGCAGAGGAGGACACUUGUUUUAUAGAAGCAGUGACAAUGUUAUCCAAAUUAACAAAUUCCUUGAGUGAAUUUCCAUCAGGUUCAAUGACCACGAGGUCGUUGAACCUAACGAGCAUGGUCUUGCAACGUGCCAUGACUUUCAUGGAAGAAGAAUUGAGAAACUUAUUAGAAGAUUCUAGAGUGUCUUCCAAUUCUAGAGUUCUUAAAAAUUCGUCAUUCAAUGCGAACAAUCUAUUAGACGGGGAGCAAUGUGUUUUGACACUUUCAGAAUCCAGUGGAGAAGAGGAAUAUCCGUCGUAUUCUCCAGAUGUAUUGACAAGAAUGAAUCGAAUUGCCUCAGCCAUGAUCUUGGCUGGCUAUGAAACAGAAUGUUGUCAAGUGUAUUCGAUUUCGAGAAGAAAUGCAUUCAGUGAACAAAUGAAAAAGCUCGAAUUCGAGAGGAUAAACAUGGAGGAUGUUCAAAGAAUGCCAUGGGAUUCUCUAGAAGGAGAGAUUACAAGGUGGAUCAGAGUUGUAAAAAGUUGCUCGACAACUCUGUUCCCUGGCGAAAAGAGACUCGGAGACUCUGUUUUCUCCGAUUCUCCUAUGAUUUCCCGAAGCUUAUUUAGCAACCUGGCGCGCGCCAUUGUGAUUCAGCUUCUCGACUUUGCUGAGGCCGUCUCAAUGACCAAACGCUCAGCCGAGAAGCUGUUCAAAUAUCUAGACAUGUAUGAAGCUAUACGUGAUCUUAUCCCAACGAUCAACGAGUCGUGUUCCAACGAAUGUGAGAAUGAAUUGAAGUCCGAGAUUUCAGCUACCGGAGACAGGAUAGGGGAGUCAGCUGUAAGCAUAUUCUGUGAUCUCGAAAAUUCCAUUAAAAAUGAUGUGGCGAGGACACCAGUCCCGGGUGGGGCAGUGCACCCGUUAACGCGUUACGUUAUGAAUUAUCUAAAAUAUGCAUGUGAGUACAAAGAUACCCUAGAGCAUAUUUUCCAGCAACAUGUAAAAUUGGAGGAAUCCAAUUCCCCUGCCAAAUUGAAACCAACAUUGGAGGUAGAAACAGAGAGCGAAAGCCCCCACGGUUCUGAAACAGUAGCUGGGACAACGCCGUUCUCAAUACAGUUAGUCACAAUAAUGGACCUUUUGGAUACAAAUCUUGAAGCUAAAUCAAACCUGUACAGAGACCCUGCGUUGCGCCACAUUUUCUUAAUGAACAAUGGUAGGUAUAUCUUACAAAAAGUUAAAGGGUCCGCGGAGAUACACCAAGUGAUGGGCGACACGUGGUGUAGGAGAAGAUCAACGAUCGUGAGACAAUACCACAAGAAUUACCAAAGGGAAACAUGGGGUAAGGUACUCCAAAUCCUAAGCCAUGACGGAAUGCAAGUCCAUGGGAAAGUAGUGAAGACGACAGUGAAAGAAAGGUUCAAGAAUUUCAAUACAAUGUUUGAUGAAAUACACAGGAGUCAAAGCAGUUGGGUUGUGAGUGACGAGCAGCUUCAAUCAGAGCUUCGUGUUUCGAUAUCAGCUUUGGUAAUUCCAGCUUAUAGGUCAUUUUUUGGGAGGUUUAGACAGUAUUUGGACAGCGGAAAGCAAGCAGAAAAGUAUGUAAAGUACCAGCCAGAGGACAUUGAAACAUUGAUUGAUGGACUAUUUGAUGGUAAUUCUGCAUCAAUGGCCAGGAGGAAGACAUAGCUAUCGUUAUUCAUGCUAAAGAAAGACUCCGAGAAUUUUUGUAUAACAUAUUAUUAUUGUAUUUCAUUUCCCUCUUUUUAUAUUUCAACCUUCUCAACUUUUCCUUUUAUACAUGCGUAACUGGACUUGUAUUAGACUCUUUUUUCUGUACCUAGUUUUAUACCUUCUGUAAUUGAUCCUGUUAAAUUUAUUUUUGGUAAAUAUCUAGUGAUCAACUGUUUACAGUCCUAUCAGUUCAACAAAAUUAAACUAGUCAUACAUCUUAAAUUUGA